AUGGUUUGGCUUCUCGAUGAUCACUGGGACAAACAACACCGGUCGUACGCUAUGGCGGUGGAGCAGCGGGAGCUUGCACCUUUGAAGCUUCGUUCUCACGGGGUCACCCUUGGGUGGAUGCGCUAUGAUGAGCGAUACACAACGUAUGUAAGGAAGACAGGACUUCUCCCUUUCAUUCAUAUGCCUCCGGAACCAGCAGCAGAAAACAAGAAGAAGGAAAGAGUCGCAGCCGGUGCUACUUUCACGUGGAUUACUGAGCACUUUGGUACUUGCCCACCGGAAGCUGAUGAGGACACGGUCAAGACAUAUGCUCGUGUCUACAUGUGGUAUGUGAUAUCCAGGACUAUGUUUGCUGAUGGCACAGGCAAGAAUGCUCCAUGGAUGUGGCUGAAGGCAUUGACCGUCUUCGAUAGCAAAUGGAGUUGGGGUUCGGCGACACUGGCUUACUUGUAUAGACAGUUGGACGAAGCCUGUUGUAGGUCAUCUGGAGGUAUUGGUGGUUGUUUGCUCGCACUUUCCAUAUGGAGCUGGGAGCGUUUGCCGGUUGGACGUCCGAAGAAGGUGAAGUACGAUGAUUGGGACGACAAAGGCGACCUACGGCUACCCACUUGGGCUUACAAGUGGGAUGUGAUAAAUGAGACGACAGAUGAUCCCUCGGUCAUGUACAAGUCGUACCAGAGCGAGCUUGACGCGAUCACGCCUGAGCAGGCACAUCCGCCGGAGUGGGAGGACACGGACAAGUUGCUACACAACAACUAUCUCACAUGGUUUCUUGCAAGUACCCGUGUGGAGGUAUGCAAGCCGGCGUAUGCUGAGGAGAUUUUGGAAGAACCCACUGUUUUUGAUGAGGUAGCCCAACACCAGUACAACGCAUUAGUCAGGAAAGGCAACUCAGUGAUCCCUUCAGCUCCAAUGAUGAACUUUGUUGUUGAUGAUGAUAUGACCUUGGGGACGUACCAGGCUAGGUCUGCAUACAUGCUAAAGCCUAGGAAGGGAAUCAACAAGUACACACCUGAAGACUUCACCGAAAGAGGCAAAAGGACGGUCGGCACCUCGCGGAUGGCGGCUUUGGAUGACUAUUUGGAUGACGAUGUCAAUGACGUGGAGGAACCGGAGCCGGAGCGGGAGCGUGUUCCUCUUCCUAGGAAGGUGAAGAAGUUAGCCAGCAAGAGGGGGGGAGCAGCCAAAAAGCGCUCAAGGAACUAG
This is a messenger RNA of Triticum urartu, 1206 nucleotides long. NCBI's taxonomy places the organism in Eukaryota, Viridiplantae, Streptophyta, Magnoliopsida, Poales, Poaceae. The record is from RefSeq and is a predicted model, not a curated record.